ACUAUUUCAUUCACCAUUUACGCGUGCGUCAUGUAUUUGAAUGCAUUUAAAUGGUUUUAAACUAACUGUCAUACAAGUUGUCUGUAGUUUUAACAGUUACCAUGGAUUUAGAAAUAGAAAAAAUACAUAAUAUUCUAAUUGAAGCCAAUCUUCCAUCAAGUAUAAAGGACCUAAAAAAUCCAACUGAAGAAUUUGUUGUGGAUUUAAUUAAUACAUUUUUAAGAAGAUUUCAUAUAUAUGUUGGAACAAUUAAUAAUCCACUAAUGGAACAACAAGAUAUAAUGGAAUACAUAGAAGAUUCUGAUAUCAUUGGACUCAUAAAUUUACAUACUGCAAUGGUACAAAUAUGUGAUCGUAUCUAUUUUAAAGAUUUAUGUAUUACAGAUAUAUCUAGCCCAGGUUCAAAGAAAAUACGGAAAUUUGCAAAGUUUCUUGCAAAUUUUAUAUUAUUUGCAAAUAACAAAGAGUCUGAUAUAGAAGAGCAAAUCAAUGAAAUUCAAAAUAGAGCAAAACUAUUACACGAUAUGAUAGAAAAGAAGAAUGAAGUGAUACAAACUAAAAAUGAAAAGGCACUCUACAUAGGAAAGCAGUUAUCAUUAAAAGAAAAAUAUAUCUCUGAGAUUCAAAAGUUGCAAUCCAAAAGGGAAAGGAAUAAUAAGAAGGAUGCAGAAAUAACAGCAAAGGAAACAGCAGCAAAACGGAAAAAACAACAAGCAGUGGAGCUUUGUGGAACUUACAAAGCAGAAGCUUCAAAGUUGCAUAAAAAAGUUACACAGUUACAAUCAGAGAUUAUCGAAUCUCCUGAUAAAUAUGAGAUGCAUUUAAAAGAACUAGAAAAACAGCAGAGUUCUAAAGUGCAAGAACGAAAAACAAUGGAAGAAGCAUGCCAAGAUAAAAAACAUUUAAUGGAGCAACAGACAAACAUUUUCAAUUUUGUUCAAAAACAGUUAGAGAAAUUAGUUGAAGUUCAAGAUAUAUAUCAGCAAUUAAAGAAAGUAGAUGUUCAAGAAGAUAAUAUUAAGAAGCAAGUAGAUAUGCUCAGAACAGAUAUUGCCAAUUUUGAAAAAAGAUUAGAAAAUCAAAAGGGACAGCGCGAAGAAACUGAAGUACACGACAUUCAAGCACAAUACGAAGAGCGUCUCUCUCCUCUACGCAACUUAAGUUCUCAGCUAUUAAGUGACAAAAAGUUAUCUGAAGUAAAAUUGGAAGAAAUGAAAGAGCAAUAUAAUGAGGGGUACUUAAAAUUAGAUGAAAUGCGAAGUACUACACAAAAAUUAGAAGAUGAAACUACGGUACUUAUUAAGAACUACCAAGAUCUUUAUGACAAUGAGAUUUUAACUGAAAAAGCUUUGUGGGAAACGUGGUUAAACGAAUAGAGGUAAAAAUUUCUUUCAAUCGCGUUAAUAAACUAGUUAAGGUCUUUAUCAGUAUUUCCAUAUUAGCUAAUAAUAACUGCAUUGACACAUAAAAAAGAAAUAUUCAACAGUAUAUACUAUUCUUUAUUUUAUUUAAUUACAUUUGUUAGCAACACAAUCACCUAAUAUUUAAACAUUAUUGAACAUAUUUAUCUAA
Osmia lignaria (orchard mason bee) is the source of this 1572-nucleotide messenger RNA. RefSeq lists its product as uncharacterized. The record is from RefSeq and is a predicted model, not a curated record. Gene Ontology annotation, cellular component: kinetochore; Ndc80 complex. NCBI's taxonomy places the organism in Eukaryota, Metazoa, Arthropoda, Insecta, Hymenoptera, Megachilidae.